Messenger RNA from Contarinia nasturtii (swede midge), 654 nucleotides. It is a transcript of the gene bcn92, whose product is annotated as LYR motif-containing protein 4. NCBI's taxonomy places the organism in Eukaryota, Metazoa, Arthropoda, Insecta, Diptera, Cecidomyiidae. The transcript has 3 exons. Gene Ontology annotation, cellular component: mitochondrion; L-cysteine desulfurase complex. Gene Ontology annotation, biological process: iron-sulfur cluster assembly. The coding region runs from base 148 to 420 and encodes 90 amino acids. The record is from RefSeq and is a predicted model, not a curated record.
CUGUCAACUGUCAAAAAGCAUACGGCGUGCAAUUUUCAUUCGCACAAAUUCAUUCAAAAUAACAUCAAUUCUUCAGCAAAUACAACGAAUAACAUAAUUUUCAACAAAGUCAAAUCGUAAAAAUUCACCAAAGAAAAUCCAUUGAAAAUGACUGGUUCGGUGACAAAAGUACAAGUGUUGUCAAUUUACAAACAAUUACUGCGUGAAUCACAGAAAUUCGAUUCGUACAGUUUUAGAAAUUACGCCGUGAGACGAAUCAAAGAUACAUUCAAACUCAAUAAAAGCAUAACUCAAGCAAUUGAGGUGCAGAAACAGUAUCAAAUUGCUAAUGAAAAUUUGGGCAUAAUUAAACGACAGGUAAUCAUUGGAAAAAUGUAUUCAAGCGACAAAUUAGUCAUCGAAAAUCCUAGUAAUAAGUAAGUCAAACACAUCAAGCUACACACUUUGAAGUCUAUUGAAUGUUUGGUGCAAACUUCUAAGCAAAUCCCAUGGAUCAAAAACAAAUAUCGAACGAUGCAUUUGAAAAUGAUAAACAAGCAUUAGUUUUGGUUUUUAUAGAAUGAACGAAAGCAGUAGUCUUUGUUAUGUCAAUUUGAUACAUAAUUUAAAUGAAUAAAAUCUAUUACAAAUUAUAAAGAAGAAGAUAAAAACGAA